CCAAAAGGCUUUAUCAAAUCAGUAACAUAUAUUGCUAUCGACAAAGCUGUAGUUUUGUGAUGAAGAGGGAGCAUCGCAUUUGUCCUUUUUAACUACAACUAACAAAGUAAACGUUAGCUGACCUCUUUUAGCACGUAUAAACACAUUACUCAACGUCACGAGCAUCACGAGGUGCGAUACCAACCACAGGGUUAUACAUAACUUCACUGAUACGUGCCUCUAAUAACAGUCGAACUUUCCCCUAGUCACAUUGUUGGUGGGAUAUAUCAACACUCUAGUAUCUCUACCGUAUCUUUUUAAACCUAUCAGUGGCUCUAUCUUCAAUUCAGUGUGUUAGAUAAGACAAGAUGAUCGUCCUACAGUAGAUAUAAGAAGCUUAUAAAUACAGGAACAAUUACUCAUUCGAAACGUCCAUCGCACCGCAACACGGAAGUGAAUGCUAUAAGACCCAGUUGCAAUCUCCACAGCUCGUAAAUAACACUGAAGGUGAUGGAAAAGAAAGCGCUAUAUUUAGAUGACCCGAGCGCCCGCAUAGCACAGGAAAAACAUCGUCCGCGGAGGCCUGCCCGGUACUUGCUGGUAGCAAUGAGUGUCACCCUGUUCCUCUUGGCGACGGUGGUGUUGGCAAACGGCUGCUUACGACUUCGCCACGAUCAACAGGACUCCAGCAGAAAAGAUCUCGGGUCGGACCAAUCCAUCCCUGAUCGAUAUGAGGGCUACAGACAGGUGAUCCUGCAGUUUUUCAGCUAUAGUGAAAAAGCGGACACGCAACAUGGGAACGACGUUGGACUCAUUUCCACUCAACAUAAACCUAUCGAUAACGGCUUAAGUAGAAUCGUUCCACAGCUCAAUCAAUUUAUAGCCGAACCUGCGGAGAGGAGGGCACAAAAAAUAGACUUCCAAGCUCAACGAAAAACCAAAGAUCCCCUAACUUUUGCCAGGAUAGAGUCGAAUGCUGUGCGCUCUGUAGAAAACGACCUGCCCCCGGGAUGCUCCGUGCCAAACCCCAGUAAGAUAGAUUGUUACCCAGGGGGAGGGGCCUCGCAGCAGGCAUGUGAGGCCCGGGGGUGCUGCUGGGUGCCCGUGAACCCAAAUCCAGGAAACGCGCCGUGGUGUUUUUACAAAGCCGACAAUAACGCCACCUAUUCCAUGGGCCCUGUCGUCAAAACCCCUUUCGGCUUCUCGGCAAGUCUCACAAAACAGAAGAAAUCCCAACGCUGGCCUAACGACAUCCUCAGUCUCAAACUGGACGUUUAUUUGGCUACGCAGAACAGGUUGCACUUUAAGAUAUAUGAUCCCAAAAAUGAGCGUUAUGAAGUUCCCAUUCAAACCCCUCCCGAACCCAAAAGGGCCUCAACCUUGGACUAUGACGUCACAUUUAAUAAGAAUCCGUUUGCUAUUAUGGUGAAGAGGAAGAGCACGGGAACGAUGAUGUUUGACUCUUCACACGGCUUGCUGACAUUUGCCGACCAAUUUCUCCAAAUUUCCACCUCCCUUCCUACACAGUAUAUCUACGGCCUAGGAGAGCACAGGGACAGUCUGCUGCACGAUGCCACGAAGCCUCACACAUUUGGCUUCUACGCCAGGGACCAGCCACCUUCUGAACGUAUAAACUUAUAUGGAGUUCACACACUAUAUAUUGGUCUGGAGAAUGAUGGCAGCGCAUUCGGUGUCUUUCUGCUCAACAGCAACGCCAUGCAGGUUGACAUGACUCCCGGUUCUCCACCAACAUUGACAUAUACCACAGUCGGUGGUAUUCUGGAUUUUUACGUGUUCACCGGCCCCACCCCUAAUGACGUCAUUGCUCAAUACACGGCUGUGAUUGGUCGGCCCACUUUGCCCCCAUAUUGGAGUCUCGGGUUUCAUCUAUGUCGUUGGGGAUAUGGCGGAACAGAUGGUAUGAGGAAAGUGAUCCAGCGCAUGCGUGCUGCAAAGAUGCCUUAUGACACCCAGUGGAACGACAUCGACUACAUGGACAUUCACGAGGACUGGAGUUACGACAAGAAGAACUUCGCUGGACUGCCGGACGUGGUCAAGGAUUUACACCAAAACGGCCAACAUUACGUCAUGAUCGUAGACCCCGGUAUUAGUAAUCAAAAAGGAUAUGAACCGUACGACAGCGGCGUGAAGGCGGGAGUUUUCAUUAUGGAUGCCAACGGAACAGCUCCCAUCAUUGGCAAGGUAUGGCCUGGCACCACAGCAUAUCCAGACUUCACCAAUCCAGCCGCCGUGGACUACUGGGUUAGAGAAGCCAAGGGUUACCACGACCAGGUCCCAUUUGACGGGAUAUGGUGUGACAUGAACGAGCCUUCCAAUUUCGUCAAGGGAUCCAUCAACGGUUGUCCUAAAUCCAAAUGGGACAACCCUCCUUACUUCCCGCCAGCGGUUGCUGGUGGCUCCCCCUCUGACAAGACGAUCUGUGGUUCUGCAGUUCAAAAAGCAGGCAGACACUACGACUUGCAUAGCUUAUACGGCCACACGGAAGGGAUUGCUUCCAAGAAAGCGGUGGUCACAAUCACGGGUAAACGUGGCCUUAUCAUCUCCCGGUCGACAUUCCCCAGUUCCGGCGUGUACGUGGGGCACUGGUUGGGGGAUAACAACGCCCAGGAACAUGAUCUGCAGUCUUCCAUUCCUGGUGUACUUAAUUUCAACUUCUUCGGCAUUCCACUGGUUGGUGCAGAUAUCUGCGGUUUUCAAGGGGACACCAACACCAACUUGUGUACCAGAUGGAUGCAGGCAGGUGCCUUCUACCCCUUCAUGAGGAAUCACAAUACCAAAGGAGCUAAGGAUCAAGAUCCAGCCAACCCAGACUUCGGCAAAGCCGCCCAGGAUGCGAUCAGGAACGUGUUGCUGGUCCGGUAUCGCCUGUUGCCAUUCCUGUACACGUUGUUCUUUCAGGCUAGUGUCAACGGCACUGGGGUAGCACGUCCGCUUUUCUUCAAAUAUCCCACCGACCCUGCGACGUAUGGCAUUGACCAGCAGUUUAUGUGGGGCGAUUCCUUACUCAUUUCACCCGUUUUAGCCAACGUGGACCAAGCCAGAUCUGUCCAAGCCUACCUGCCUAACGACGUGUGGUAUGACUUCUUUAACGGUUCACUAUUGACAAGUAACGGUGGCCAGGUGGCGCUGGAUGCCCCCCUGGACAAGAUAAACCUGCACGUGAGAGGAGGCAGUAUUAUCCCCACGCAGGAACCAGACGUUACCACGACGCUAAGCCGCCGAAACAAGUUUGGUCUUCUGGUCGCGCUAAGUCCAAAAGAAGAUUCCACAGGCAUGCUCUUUUGGGAUGAUGGCGACUCUGUCAAUCCAUUGGGUAGAGGCGAAUACAACCUGAUAACUUUCACGGCUGGCAAGGGCGGUGUAAACUCUAUGGUUCUGAAGUCGGGAUACAAAACCACGAUGACUCUGGGGUCCGCCACUAUAUUUGGGGUGGCUAGUGCGCCCUCUACAGUGACGGCUAACGGCAAGGCCGCCAAGUUCAGCUAUAACACACUGACUAAGACCUUGAACAUCAACGACCUGUCGCUCUCUUUGCUGCAACCUGUAAAGCUUGCGUGGACGUAAUACAUAUUGAAGCCAAGCAGAAUUCAGCCAUAGCGCAGGGUGUAUAUGUAUGGGGAUUGCUUUUUUGCGACAAAAUAUAACCGUCCGAAACUAAGAGCUGUGAAGCUGUCGCUCGGGAUAUUGGAUUAGAAUUCACCACAUUUCACGAAAUAAUUUCAUUUUACGUAGAAUAUAGAUUGUAUUUGUUUUAAAACUGUUGCACGUGAAAUCUUUUUCUAGUGUCGUGCAUAAUAGAAUUAUGCUCUCGUCUCAGCAUAAAUAAUGUCUACACUAUCUUUCAAACAAAAAUGCAUUUUUCAUUAUUUUAUUAGCAACGAGGAGUGAUUUAUCAUUUGUGAAUUAUUCAAUAAGUAUUUGAAGUUAAAAUUUCACAAUCGUCAUAGUUGUGGAUAUGUUAAAACGUGUGUACAAGAGAUUAAUUGAGAUUUGAAUAUACAAACAAUUCGUUUCGUGUUACAGAAAUAUAAAUGAACUUUUUUUAAAACUGCAGCUUGACAUUGUUAAAUGCACUGGAUAUGAAAAUAAUUUUUAAUAACUGAUAAUAAACUUACUGAUUUUA
Lingula anatina is the source of this 4123-nucleotide messenger RNA. Its product is annotated as lysosomal alpha-glucosidase. Lineage: Eukaryota; Metazoa; Brachiopoda; Lingulata; Lingulida; Lingulidae. The record is from RefSeq and is a predicted model, not a curated record. Gene Ontology annotation, molecular function: carbohydrate binding; alpha-1,4-glucosidase activity. Gene Ontology annotation, biological process: carbohydrate metabolic process.